Molecule: messenger RNA, 774 nt
Organism: Botrytis byssoidea
Lineage: Eukaryota; Fungi; Ascomycota; Leotiomycetes; Helotiales; Sclerotiniaceae
Exons: 3
Coding region: 1-774 (257 amino acids)
Biological process (GO): ribose phosphate biosynthetic process
Molecular function (GO): sedoheptulose-bisphosphatase activity
Source: RefSeq, a predicted model, not a curated record
AUGACCAGUCCUCGAGUCUUCGUGAUCCGCCAUGGUGAAACCGAAUGGUCUCUCAAUGGUCGACAUACAGGCAUCACUGAACUUCCUUUGACUGCCAAUGGAGAAAAGAGAAUUCGUGCAACGGGAAGAGCAUUAAUUGGUGAUGAUCGAUUGAUUGUUCCUAGAAACUUGGCUCAUAUCUAUGUCUCCCCACGGAAACGUGCCCAAAGAACCCUCGAACUCCUCGAAGUGGGGUGUGCCGAGAAACUUCCAUGGGAAGAACGAAGAAAACAUGCUGAAUUUGGAAUCCGCACAUCAGCAAAAGUAGAAAUCACCGAAAACAUCCGGGAAUGGGAUUACGGUUCUUACGAAGGAAUCACCUCUGCACAAAUCCGCUCUGAUCGCAAAGCCGCCGGACUUCCCGAGUGGGAUAUUUGGCGCGAUGGUUGUCCAGAUGGCGAAUCCCCUGAACAAGUCACCGAACGCAUCGAUGCUCUUAUCUCAGACAUCCGAUCCAAAUACCACGGUCCCGUAAUCGGGAAAGAUAAAAAGGAUGCGGGAACGGGAGAUGUGUUGAUUGUAGCGCAUGGACAUAUAUUGAGAGCGUUUGCGAUGAGAUGGGUUGGAAAAACGUUACAGGAUGGACCGACUUUUUUGCUCGAGGCGGGAGGAGUAGGAACGUUGAGUUAUGAACAUAAGAGUUUAGAAGAACCGGCUAUCUUGCUGGGUGGUGCGUUUAUGGUGGAUGUGGUUGAGAAUUCGGUAGAGGAUGAGAAGGAAAAGGAGGGGAAAUAA